AUGGCCGACGUAGCCGUGGAGACUUCGGCGAACAACGUCACGCCUAUCAAGCCAGCUCCAUUCGACACCAUUCCCAACAUCGACUCCCUCGAAGGCACAGACGCUGAUGGAGGCGACGAGUAUGCUACUUUGAAAAGGCUUCAAAGGCAUCUAGAGUAUAUCCAGCUGCAAGAGGAAUACAUCAAAGAUGAGCAAAGGAGCUUGAAACGAGAGCUCGUUCGUGCGCAAGAAGAGAUCAAGCGGAUACAGAGUGUGCCCCUGGUGAUCGGACAAUUUAUGGAAGCUAUUGAUCAAAAUACGGGUAUUGUGCAGUCGUCAACCGGCUCGAACUAUGUCGUCCGUAUCCUUUCCACACUCGAUCGCGAGAAGCUCAAGCCAUCAUCCUCGGUCGCCCUGCACCGUCAUUCCAACGCCCUUGUCGAUAUUCUGCCCCCGGAAGCAGAUUCCUCCAUCGCUAUGCUCGGUGAAAGCGAGAAGCCAGAUGUUACAUACGCCGACGUGGGUGGCUUGGACAUGCAGAAACAAGAGAUCAGGGAGGCCGUCGAGCUACCGCUUACGCACUUUGACCUUUACAAACAGAUUGGUAUCGAUCCUCCUCGUGGUGUCCUGCUGUACGGCCCCCCGGGUACUGGCAAGACGAUGUUGGUCAAGGCGGUCGCAAACAGCACAACUGCCAGCUUUAUUCGUGUGAACGGCUCCGAGUUCGUCCAGAAAUACCUCGGAGAAGGUCCACGCAUGGUCCGUGAUGUGUUCAGAAUGGCCCGUGAGAACUCCCCUGCUAUCAUCUUCAUUGAUGAAAUCGAUGCCAUUGCUACCAAGCGUUUCGAUGCCCAAACCGGUGCCGAUCGUGAAGUGCAGCGUAUCCUGCUCGAACUUCUGAAUCAGAUGGAUGGCUUCGAGCAGACGAGCAAUGUAAAGGUGAUCAUGGCCACCAACCGAGCGGACACACUGGAUCCAGCCCUUCUCCGUCCAGGUCGUCUAGAUCGCAAGAUUGAGUUCCCGUCGCUGCGUGACCGACGGGAGCGUCGACUGAUCUUUACUACCAUCGCGUCCAAGAUGUCCUUGUCCCCAGAAGUCGAUCUGGACUCACUCAUUGUACGAAAUGAGCCCCUGUCCGGUGCGGUUAUUGCCGCCAUCAUGCAGGAGGCCGGAUUACGGGCGGUUCGCAAGAAUCGCUACAAUAUCAUUCAGUCUGACCUUGAAGAUGCCUAUGCUGCCCAGGUCAAGACUGGGCAGGAAGCGGACCGGCUCGAAUUCUACCGGUAG
Molecule: messenger RNA, 1266 nt
Organism: Aspergillus clavatus NRRL 1
Lineage: Eukaryota; Fungi; Ascomycota; Eurotiomycetes; Eurotiales; Aspergillaceae
Gene: rpt3
Product: proteasome regulatory particle base subunit RPT3
Exons: 6
Coding region: 1-1266 (421 amino acids)
Biological process (GO): proteasome-mediated ubiquitin-dependent protein catabolic process
Cellular component (GO): proteasome regulatory particle, base subcomplex
Molecular function (GO): ATP hydrolysis activity; proteasome-activating activity; ATP binding
Source: RefSeq, a predicted model, not a curated record